GAUCUCUCCUCUCUCAGAAACAGCUGAAUCUCCCUCCAGCUGAUCACCACCAAUUAACUAACAUUUAUUAUCCUCAAAUAUAGCCACUGUUUUACCGGCUCACUUAUAUUCAUGUGACGAUAUAUAUCCCAACUCUCAGCGGUCCGCUCGUCAUUUUCUCCCGUUGCGCAACAGCAACCAGCUAGCUGCAGCCUUCAGUCUCCAAAACAGCAGCCGGGGUGAUGACAAGCUGUUUGUCCUCUUAAACCGGUUUGACUGACCCGGAUCGGUUCGGCCUGGCAUGCCAAAGGACGAUCUGUUGAACCAGCUCAGAUACCAGUUACCAUGAGUGCAAUGCGUGUCGACGCCAAAGUGGUGAUGCUGGGAAAGGAGAGUGUUGGGAAGACCAGCCUGGUGGAGAGAUACGUUCAUCAUCGCUUCUUGGUCGGCCCCUACCAGAAUACUAUCGGUGCUGCUUUUGUUGCCAAACCAAUCCAGGUGGGAGAGAAAGUGAUCACCCUGGGAAUAUGGGACACGGCUGGAUCAGAGCGCUACGAAGCCAUGAGCAGAAUCUACUACAGAGGAGCCCGGGCCGCCAUAGUCUGCUACGAUCUGACUGACCCCAGCAGCUUCCAGCGAGCUCGGUUCUGGGUGAAGGAGCUGCAGAACUGCGAGGACCACUGUAAGAUCUACCUGUGUGGCACUAAGAGCGACCUGAUCGAAGGAGACCGGAGCCUGCGCCAAAUCGACUACCACGAUGCUCAGGAGUUUGCUGACGAGAUCCGUGCGCUGCAUUUUGAGACCUCCAGUAAAACAGGAAAUAACGUGGAUGAUCUGUUCCAGAAAGUUGCUGAGGAUUACAACGACACUGCCUUCCAGGACCUGACACCAGAGGAAACGGGAGUGGACUUGGGCCAGAAGAAAGACUCAUAUUUCUACUCCUGUUGCCAUAACAACUGAUGCCGAGCAACAGGAAGGGAAACACAAGUGGUCACCUUCCCCUCGGCUGGAGUAAAAAAAAAGAAACGUGGAUAGCCUGCAUGAAUGGGUGGUCGGAUAACUCGGCUCUGGAGCUGGAAUCCAAAUCACAGAAGAAGGAAAAAAAAAUAAUCAAGUUCAAAACUUGUUCGAUAUGUUUAUUUCUUUUGUGCCAUAAAGAACUGAAGGCUUCAAGACUUUAUGGAAGAGGAUCUACUGCUGCUGCAACUGUUACCGUGUGGGAGAGGGAUUUAAAAAAACCAAACAUCAUUUCUACUUUCCCCCCCAGUUUUGUCCCUUCUCGGCCGUAGCUUCUUGAGCUGGACCGUGGAAGUAAACGCGUCUCUAAAAGCUGUGUUGUUUAUCAAUCCGAAGUUUAAAAAAAAAGAGGGAACCCACUGAACACAGACUGGCAGAGAAAACUUUAUUGUUUUAGCAAGCAGUGCAGUGCUUCAGGAGGGUGAAUGGUUUGUUUACAGCAGUUCAUUUUUGUUUACGUAUUUAAACUUGUCUGUUAGUCUGGCUCAUCUAUAUCGAAGCCCACACAACUGAAGUGAAGCCAAAUAGGCUAUAAAAAAAACAAAACACUUUAUGUUCACAGUCAUACCUACUUAAAAUGUAUUAUUAUUUAGCAAAUCUGGUAAAACUCAUGAAUGAAUUGAAAACAAUGAUCCUUAUAAAGGCCUUAGUUUUGAAAUGUGUGUGUUCAAAACUUCCCAAAGCAUUUGCUCUUCAAAGUUUACUGAGACAUUAUGGAUGUAUUAAGAGAGCUGGAUAGGGCGCCACCACACUGCUGGUGGUCAUUGGUGGUACUGCAAAAAUACAUCCUGUGCAAUUCUAUUCUGCAUUUUGAGAUGAAUCCAGUUCUUAAAAUACAUCCGCAGUGACAACACGUUUCUGUUUAUAUUUUGCAGCAUAAGCUAUGAUUCUGAUUUAAAAGGUGACUAUAAUGCCAACAUCUCUAAUUCAAUUGCAUGACCUGAGCUCAGUGAAAGAAAAUGAUCGGGACAGUUACUUUUUCUACAUUUAAACUCUAAAUUAUCUAUUUUGUCAUUUAAAAUGCAAAGUACACAUAUGGAAAUGUGUUUCUUUCAGUCUCUUGUGGCAGUGAAAUGUUCCUUCAAAGCUCUGAAAGGUUUUUAAGAAACACUGGUGAUCAAAGUUCCCCUCCACUGUGGUGGAGCAUAUAUUACUGCAUAUUUCGCCAACACAGGAAAAAGAAACGUUGUGGGUGAAUGUUGUAACGUGGCUCAAACUGUCAUCUCAAUGUCCUCAAAAACAUAUUUACAGCUGCAUUUAACUUAAACACUCUAAUUUAUUGCCUUUUUAAGUUGUGCUGCCAUGAAGACAUGGGGAAAUAAAAUUUGUCACAAUAUCGGUUUCCUCCAUGUUGCUGCUUUGACGUGUUGACGUUUCAUGUGUUGAUAUAUGAUGCACAAUAUUUUAUAUUCAGGGUUGUUUAAGACAGACGGGUGUAAAGUACAAAUAUCUUCUUUAAAAUUAAAAGCUUGUUAAAAUGAUGUUUCAAAGCUCUGAAAGAUUUUAUAGUGAUUGAUCAACACUUUGUUUUGCCUUUGUGUAUGAUAUCUGAGCUUUUUAUGAAUUUGAUUGAAAAAUAAUCGCAAUAUGCUGUUUGUAAAAAUCUACAAUGUGUUGCAAAUCAUCACCAACCUUCACAUUAAUGCAUCAGAGCUGAAUCUGUAGCGUAGAGAAAACCUUUUUUGUAGGUUUGUGUUUCCAGACGAUUUUUCAUAAUCCACUUGCAGAUGAUUUUGCUGGUUUCAAACGUCUCCUCUCUGUAGUAUCAUCUCACUCCGUUUAUCCACAUUCUGAAAGAAAACAAACAUUUACAUAAAAGCUUGUGCCUCAAAAAGGGAUGUUACAAUAAACCAAAUAAAAUCACUUGAAAUCAGCAAAACUUGUGCUUUGUACUGCAAAUCAUAACCUGUAUAAUAAUAAUAAUAAUAAUAAUAAUAAUAUAAAUGUAAACCAUGCUUUGUGUUGCAUUUAGGGACUUUCUGGCAUGUCAGAUAUGAUGACCAUGACCCAAAAGCACAGAUGAGCUACACCACUAGAAUACAAAGAAACAAAGUCAUAUCACAGAGCCUUCAAAGUCUUCAAAAGCAUUAAAUUCAGAUCCAUAAAAAAGGCCUUACAAAGUAUCCAUGUCUUAAAUGUAAUAUUCAAAAGUCCCAUUGUCUCAUAAUAAAUGUUGAUUUCAGCUUAAAAUGUAUUAUUCUUUGUUGGUUAAUACAUCCAUAAUUUGCCUUGCUCAUCAACAUUGAAUUGAUUCAUUAUAUUAUGAGAAAUUUAAGUUAUAUACAGCUGGGAAGUACAGGAAAAAAAGUGAUAUACAUGUCAAUAACUUUAUUAUAAAGAAUUGUCGGCCUUAUUGUCCUCAUUGGUCAUUAUUUGACCUUGAAAAAGAUUAAAUUGCAUUGUGGUCCUUACAUUUGUUUAGUGAAUGCAGAAACCUGUAUUAAAAUGAAUAAAAACAAUACAUCUGGAAACUUAAACUAUGCAUUGGAAAAUAGUGUAGAAAUAUAAAAAUGGUUUAUCAAGGAAUCUGUCUGUUCUUAAAACAACUUUGAAAAGAAAGGGGGAACUAGUGAACUGAAACUCACUUCUUUAUUUUGUUUUGUUUGAUGUUGACCUUCAAGUUGCUGUAAAAAUAAAGAAUACAUCAGUCAUAUUUAAAGUCGUAUUUAAAGUUUAAACAUGUAGAAAAAUGCAAAAGUAAAGAAAAAAACAUGACUUACUUCUUGACUCUAAACAGAUGACUGCACAAGCUGAUCUACACCGGAGAACUCAUUUACAACGUUUCUGCUGUUAUAAAUAAAGGCUGGUUUAUUAUUUAUUAAAGGACAGGUUUAUUUUGCAGCGCCAUGUGUUUACUGUGAAUGUAUUGCUACAUGUUUACACUCUUGUACAGCCGGGCUUGUAAAUUUAUUUUCUUUGCAAAACUUGAUUUAAAUGUUAAUUGGAGUGACACCUGAGAGUUUCUGAGUCUGUUUCCACUUUAUCUCUGGUACAUUGUAUAACUUUUGAGUUUUUUUUUUUUAACUCACCUGUGGCUGACCUACACAGCUGUUUCUACUUAUCUCAGCUGAUUAGACCUCUUCUCUGGCUUCCCCUCCAUUUCUCAUGACUGAAUCCAAAAGAUAUGUCUAUGGCAACUCCAAUAAAUUGUGCAAAUAAUAAAAAGUUUACCAGGGCAUCUCCAAUUCCUGUUGCUGUUUGAUCAUCGGAUAAUAAAGAGAGAUUACCACUCACAUCUCAGAUUUGUUCUGUUCUUUUUCACCGCAGAUCAUUCUGAUUUAUCCCAGUAGGAACAGCACAGGUGUUACUAAUAACAUUAACGAUGGCUGUUCUGUUCAAGUUGCCCCAGUAAGUCAAGGCAGUGAGCCAACAUGCACAA
Messenger RNA from Anoplopoma fimbria (sablefish), 4375 nucleotides. RefSeq names its product RAB24, member RAS oncogene family (gene rab24). The transcript has 9 exons. Lineage: Eukaryota; Metazoa; Chordata; Actinopteri; Perciformes; Anoplopomatidae. The coding region runs from base 325 to 939 and encodes 204 amino acids. The record is from RefSeq and is a predicted model, not a curated record. Gene Ontology annotation, molecular function: GTP binding; GTPase activity.